ACGUGUGCAGCAACUUCUUCCCGGAGAUGCACAACCGCGCAUCUUCUUCUGUGAAGGUAUUUUCAUUACUCUUAUUUAACAUUUACAGUAUUUGUUGUGCAUUCGUGUUAAUUCUCAAUAAAAUGCAUGUAGGGUUCCUCGCGCAGUGUCGGCGGAAUAUUUCUUUCCCCGACCGCAUCCUGUGGACGGACGAGGCCACCUUCACACCGAACGGGGUGUUUAACUCUCACAACUUCGUACGUUGGGAAGAAGAAAAUCCGCACGCUGUUCGACAAGGCGCAUUUCAGCGCCGUUGGGCCAUAAAUGUUUGGGCCGGCAUGAUUGGAGAUCAAGUGAUCGGUCCGUACUUCCUUCCGCCCAGGCUAACCGGGCAAUUAUACGCAGAGUUGCUCGCAAAUCAACUUCCAGCUCUUCUUGAAGAUGUCCCUCUCGACGUACGGGCGGAGUUGAUUUUUCAACACGAUGGAGCUCCUGCACAUUUUAGCAGGCAAGUACGGAAUCUUUUAGACGCGCGUUUUCCGGACAGGUGGAUGGGUCGAGGUGGCCCAAUCAUCUGGCCGGCACGGUCGCCUGAUUUAAAUGUACUCGAUUAUUUUGUAUGGGGGUACAUUAAACCUGCGAUAGAGGACCGGCGUGAUGGUACGGAACAAGAAGUUCGUGAAGCUAUUGUUGCGGCCUUCGAUACCAUCACGCCGGACAUGGCGCACCGUGCGACGCGCAAUAUUACUCGAAGAGCCGAAAUCUGUGUACGAGAAGGAGGACGGCACUUCGAACAAUUCUUAUAUUAAUUAGUUAGAGUGGAUUAGGUCUAUUGGGGAAACCACUUAAAAAAACGCACCAUGCUAUC
Ooceraea biroi (clonal raider ant) is the source of this 847-nucleotide messenger RNA. RefSeq lists its product as uncharacterized. NCBI's taxonomy places the organism in Eukaryota, Metazoa, Arthropoda, Insecta, Hymenoptera, Formicidae. The record is from RefSeq and is a predicted model, not a curated record. Gene Ontology annotation, molecular function: nucleic acid binding.